GGGAUGAGACAGUCAUUAUAACCAAAAAAUCAUAAUAUUUUGACGUUUCACCGGAUGGGCGUUUUAUAGUUGAAAUCUAUAUUCGUUUAUAUUUAUAUACAUCAUAUAAUUUAAUGAAGGGAUCAAAGAUAUUUAUUUAUAUACAGCACCUUUUAAGCCAUUGUGAAUAAUUUGGUGAUAAAUUAUGAUCAAACAGCGAUCAAUUUUUAAUGUUUGAUUGUUUAACUGAUGGCUCCAUUAAUUGAUCUGAUUUCCUGCAGUAUAAUUGAAAAGGAUUGCAAUGGAGAUACACUUUGGGCAUGGACCUAUCCGUCAGUAUCAAAGGCCCAGAAAUCAGUCGUCACACGAAAAUGUAAUCUACAAUCAGAGAACUGCAGUGCACAGUCCUUCGUUUGUGCCAGAUACAAAGACAAUUGGUUCUACAUCUACUGCAGUGAAGUCUUUGAUACAGAUAAAUUGCCCAGGGUGAAACAAUUUGCUCUGAUUGUUUUUACGAAAGACUUCAAUCCUACGAAGUACGAAGUGUUGUGUAGAGUUCUGAGUAAAAUGUACUGCAAGACUGGUAAUCCAACAGAAAUACUGCAAUUGUAUUUGUCAGUAUUUACAAAAGGCUCGUGCACAACACAAGAAAAUGGAAUUUUUAUGUCAGACGAUUACAAUGGCCAACGAUUGGUAGUCGACAGUAAUAUUCGAGGGCUUGUGAAAACAUUUGAACUUGAAACGAUAUUGAUUUAUACAGCAUUAUUAUUAAAAAAAAGGAUAAUUGUUUAUCAUCACAGUUUGGAGCAACUAUUCAAAUGGAUCAAGACAUUCCCAGCUUUAAUGAAACAUAGAAAAGUUACGGAAAAUCUUUUUCCUUGGGUGGAUUUGGUGCCAGAUGAAUUGGCUGAAUUGAGGGAAUAUGUUUAUUACAUAGCUGGUUGCAGAGAUAGUUCCAUCUCCUCAAGACCAGAAUUGUACGAUUUACUGGUGAACAUUCCUGCAAGAGAAAUUACCGUUGCUCCACAUGCGAAAGAAAGUCUUACAAUGACCAAAACACAUAAAGAAAUUGCUUUAUUUAUGGUACAAUUGGUGGAAAAUCAGGGAAAUACUGAGGCUCAAAUAAUUCAUGAAAUUGCGGAAAAAACUCAGGAUCUUUUGAAUCAAUUGAAAAGUUUAGCUGCCGUCGAUAAUACUGAUGAUAGGAAAAUCAUAAAGCUUGGUACUUUGCGUGAACGCAAUUUGCCACCGGCUGUUGAAAACUUUCUCAUCAACCUGGCCACGGCAGAGAAUAUUUUCGCUGUGUAAAUAUUUGUUAUUAAGGAAUAAAAAAAAUUUAAUGAGAA
Molecule: messenger RNA, 1325 nt
Organism: Diachasmimorpha longicaudata
Lineage: Eukaryota; Metazoa; Arthropoda; Insecta; Hymenoptera; Braconidae
Product: putative DENN domain-containing protein 10 B
Exons: 4
Coding region: 229-1287 (352 amino acids)
Biological process (GO): protein transport; regulation of early endosome to late endosome transport
Cellular component (GO): late endosome
Molecular function (GO): guanyl-nucleotide exchange factor activity; small GTPase binding
Source: RefSeq, a predicted model, not a curated record